Linum tenue is the source of this 2707-nucleotide messenger RNA. Lineage: Eukaryota; Viridiplantae; Streptophyta; Magnoliopsida; Malpighiales; Linaceae. The record is from the annotation of a GenBank genome assembly.
CCCAAUUGAUUACACCCAGAAGCCCAAUCUUCGGCAAAAUAUGAACGACGCGAUGGGCCUAAAACCCUGAGAAAACCUCUCUUCGUUGAGGACUUUCUGCCGCAACGCUGAAGGGAUUUCCUUCCGCCUCUCUGUUCGUCUCCGAUCGACAUUCUUCCCCGUAGCUCUCUCAUUUUGUCAUAUACAGCCGUUCCCUGCUCUUCUCAGUGGAGUUGGAGACCGGGGCAAGUUGGUGUGGUGCGGUUUUGGGCUUGGAGCUGUCUGUGUUUCUGCUCUCAUCUCGCUCGAAUAUCCAAAAGAUUACACUCGUGAAGUUGCAACGUUUGCUGCUUGUGGUUUCGACUUUUCUUCUGAUUUAUUUUCAUCUUGACUGCUAGUAGCAAGAUGGGUUUGGAAGAAGAAACUGGUGGCUCGGCAAAGGAUGUGCCUCCUACGGAACAGGAAUUAUCUGCAGAGUUUGAUACGACAUUGCAGAAGUAUCUUAGAGGAGAGGGUGCUGAUCUUGAGGCUUUAAAAGAUAAAAAGUUGAAAGGCCAGCUUACCGUUAGAGAAAAAUUAUAUGGAAACUCUGCAAAAGCUGCCGCGAAGUUCGAAAAGUGGCUUAUGCCAAGUGAGGGUGGCUAUCUGGAGGCUGAAGGUAUAGAAAAGACAUGGAGGAUCAAACAGGAUCAGAUUACUCGUGAAGUUGAUAUUUUAAGCUCAAGGAAUCAAUAUGAUAUAGUGUUGAAAGAUCUUGGCCCCUACACUCUGGAUUUCACCCCUAGUGGUCGAUACAUGGCGACUGCGGGACGUAAGGGGCAUGUGGCUAUUGUAGACAUGAAGAGUAUGGAGCUAAUUAGAGAGAUGCAGGUAAAAGAAACAGUGCGAGAUAUCGUGUUUUUGCACAAUGAGACAUUCUUUGCAGUUGCACAGAAAAAGUACCCAUACAUUUAUAACCGGGAUGGAAUUGAGCUUCAUUGUUUGAAGGAACAUGGAGCAGUGUCACGGCUACAGUUCUUGAAGAACCAUUUCCUCUUAGCAACAGUAAAUAAAUUUGGACAACUCCGUUACCAAGAUGUUACCACCGGUGAGAUGAUAGGUAACUUCCGUACGGGAUUGGGACGUACCGAGACGAUGCAGGUCAACCCUUUCAAUGGUGUCAUUGCAGUUGGUCACUCUGGUGGUACGGUAAGCAUGUGGAAGCCCACCAGUGCUGCUCCCUUAGUCAAGAUGCUCUGCCAUCACGGUCCUAUUUCAGCCCUAGCAUUCCACCCGAAUGGCCAACUCAUGGCGACCUGUGGAAGAGAAAAGAAGAUCAAAAUUUGGGACUUGAGGAAAUUCGAAGUGGUUCAAACAAUACCUGGGCACCAUGCUAAGACCUUGGAUUUCAGUCAGAAAGGUUUACUAGCUGCAGGAACUGGCUCAUAUGCUCAGGUCUUAGGCGAUUUCUCAGGAUCCCAGAACUACAGUCGUUACAUGGGUCAUUCAAUUGCUAAAGGGUACCAGAUUGGAAAAGUAUCUUUCCGGCCUUAUGAAGAUGUCCUGGUGAUGGGCCACUCCAUGGGAUGGUCAUCUAUCCUCAUCCCAGGUUCAGGUGAACCGAACUUCGAUACUUGGGUUGCCAACCCGUUUGAAACUAGUAAACAACGAAGAGAGAAGGAGAUCCACACUCUACUCGACAAGCUCCCACCGGAGACGAUCAUGUUGGAUCCUUCCAAGAUUGGUACAGUAAGGCCAUACAAGAAGAGGGAGAAGCCCACGAAGGAGGAGAUGGAGGCGGAGAAGGAGGCUGCAGUUGAAGCGGUCAAAGACAUUGCUUUGAAGAAGAAGACCAAAGGUAGGAAUAAGACAAGCAAGAGGGUGAUGAAGAGAAAGGUGCUGAUUGACAAAGCUAAGAAGCCUUUCAUUGAGAAGGAAAUGCAGGAGGCAGGUAAACUUGCAGGGAAGCGAAAACUCGGCGAGGAAACUGAACUGCCUGCGUCUCUGAAGAGAUUCGUGCGCAAGAAGGCUGCAGUGUAGUAGCCUAUCCUAAUAGGUGUUUUUCUGUUAAAUUCUUCCCGCACAGGGUUUCGCUAAUCGCUCUAAUCUCCCCCAAAAUUUUGUUUUGUGAUGAUGAUAGGUACUCAAAUGUAUCCAUUAAUGUAUCAUAUUGCAUUAUCUACUCUUGUUGGGUUUCAAAUAACAUCAGACAUUUCUAAUUUCUCAUACUCUGUUGUUGAAAUGAUGAAACCUAUGCAUGUCGCGAAUAAUGAUCUCCCUUCCUGUUGCCAGAGUAAUGUACUUCGUCACACUAUCAGUCGGUUAGAGAGGUCACCAGUAGUCACCACAGGAACAUAAUCCAUUCUUGAAAUGGUGAAACCUAUGCAUGUCGCGGACUAUGAUCUCCCUUUCUGUUACCAGAGAAAUGUACUUCGUCGCACUAUGACAAUCCCCACAAACUCUCAGGUUCUUCCUGAUGUGGAUCGUUGUGCCCCGGGUUGUUUUAGGAGCCCAAAGGCAAUUGCCAACUUCUCACUGUGAGUGUUCAGUAACUGCUCCUUCACGUGAUCUUCGACGUCAUGGAUUGAAUUGGUCUCGGGCACGUAACCAGCAGCUUUGAUAUUGCCAACCAGUUUCGCAAGGAAAGCAUAGAUUUUUCUGGACUGUGGAUGCUCCGUACUCCCCGAAUAGAAACUGUGUACUUCAUUCCUCAGCUCCACCAAACUGCACCCUGGAGUUUUCUGCAGCC